GCAAACUGAUAUCCUCCACUUCACUGUUCACCGGAGAGAGUCUGAGGCUUUUAGAUCCAAGAACAAAAACCCAAAAGCUUCUUUGCUUCCUCGGGAAUUUAGUUGGUUCUUGUUCCAAUUCUGUGAUUAAAAGAUCUAAGCUUUGGUUGAAUGGAGAAAAUUUUGGGUCUUUUAAGAAUUCACAUCCAAAGAGGAGUUAAUCUUGCUGUUAGAGAUAUGAGAAGCAGUGAUCCCUAUGUUAUUGUCAAGAUGGGCAAGCAGAAGUUGAAGACUCGUGUGGUGAAGAGGAAUGUGAAUCCAGAGUGGAAUGAACUUUUAACUCUUUCAAUAUCAGAUCCAAAUAUCCCAAUCAAGCUGUUUGUGUAUGACAGAGACACAUUCUCUUUCGAUGACAAACUGGGUGAUGCAGAGUUUGAUAUUUGUCCAUUUCUCAAAGUAAUAUCAAUGCGAUUGGAAGGUCUCCCUGAUGGAACAAUAAUUUCAAAAGUAAGACCAAACAGGCAGAACUGUCUAGCAGAAGAGAGCUCCAUUGUCUUCUCCAAUGGAAAAGUUGUCCAAAACAUGGUUCUCAGACUCAGAAAUGUUGAAUGUGGGGAAAUAGAACUUCAGCUACAGUGGAUUGAUAUCCCUGGUGCUAUGCAUUUGUAGAUGGCAUGGAUCUGUUUUUCCUACUGUUGUUGUAUAGGGCAAGCCGGCAAGGUUUGGAGCAUCAAAACCUUCAUAAAUUUAGUUUAGGCAAGAAAAGUGAGUGAUUUAUAUCAGUAUCCGCCUACUUCUUGUUAUAUCAAUCAUGUGGGUUGUGAGAAAGCAUAUACUGUAGUUGUAAUAAUAAUCUGGCCUCCAUUUUUUUAUGAACUUAUUGGUUAAUUUGAUUCUAUAUAUGUCAGUAAUGCAUUAUAAUA
Molecule: messenger RNA, 902 nt
Organism: Ziziphus jujuba (common jujube)
Lineage: Eukaryota; Viridiplantae; Streptophyta; Magnoliopsida; Rosales; Rhamnaceae
Product: protein C2-DOMAIN ABA-RELATED 5
Exons: 3
Coding region: 151-648 (165 amino acids)
Source: RefSeq, a predicted model, not a curated record